Molecule: messenger RNA, 2470 nt
Organism: Suillus discolor
Lineage: Eukaryota; Fungi; Basidiomycota; Agaricomycetes; Boletales; Suillaceae
Product: P-loop containing nucleoside triphosphate hydrolase protein
Exons: 6
Coding region: 50-2209 (719 amino acids)
Biological process (GO): ribosome biogenesis
Cellular component (GO): nucleus
Molecular function (GO): ATP binding; nucleic acid binding; RNA helicase activity
Source: RefSeq, a predicted model, not a curated record
GAUCAAGACUGAAGUUUAUACAAUAUUGAUAUCAGCGCCGCAGGGGGAAAUGGACGAUGAACUUGUCCUCAAUAUUGCAGAGGAUGCAUCUGUAGGACCAACAAAGCUAGCAUCAAAAAAAUCCGGUCGCUGGACGGACAGGUUAAAGGCUAAACGAGUCCAGAAACGCAGGACCGACCAGCCUGACCAUCAUCCUGGCAGCGAUAAUGAUGACCAUUCUCGUCCCGCAAAGCGGAUGCGACCUGACAUCCCCCCGCCUGCUACCAAAGCUCCUGCAAUGGACCGUCCGGCACUUCCAGCUAGGCCUCCGACUCAGAUAAUCUCGUCUCUAUUCUCGCCCCCACUACCCUCCGCUAUCCAAAAAGUGCCCUCUAAACCGAGCAAUGCACCAUUGACCGGCUCAGCCACAUUCGCGGACCUGGGUCUUCAUCCUCUCCUCGUCACUCACCUACAAUCCAAGAUGAGUAUCACGAAACCGACAUCCAUUCAACGUGCUGCCCUUCCUAUAUUCACGAAACCUUCUUCCGAGGACACUGAAUACACGCGAUGGACGCUCGCAAUUAUAAUCGCACCCACUCGUGAACUUGCAAAACAAAUUUCCGACGUCUUGGAGGCGCUAUUGACACUUAGGCUACGCCCAGACGGCGAACAGGAGAAUACGGAGAGUUCUACACGUUAUACCCGGUGGUUAGUCUCUGGUUUGCUAAGUGGAGGCGCAACCCGUGCGCACGAGAAGGCGCGUCUACGGAAAGGUGUGCCCAUCCUUGUCUCGACUCCAGGUCGCCUACUAGACCACCUGCAAAAUACGUCUUCGUUCAACGUUGGAAAGUGCCGAUGGUUAGUUCUCGAUGAAGCGGACCGCUUGAUGGAGCUUGGGUUUGAAGAUACUAUCAAAGGGAUCGUGCAGGGUCUGGAUGGGAGGAGGAAGCUUGCGUUCCAAGCUGUUCAGGACGGUAAGACAUUUGAGGUUGGGGGUUGGGACUGGGACCGGGAGAGACGGACAAUACUCUGUUCGGCUACCAUCCGCGAAGACGUGCAGAAAUUGGCAGGCACUACUCUAAGACGACCGUUGAUAAUCAAGGGCCUCGACAAAGAGAAGGCGGAGGAUUCGCCUGCAUCAAAAAACGACAACGAGCCAGCUACCACCAGCACCGAGAAAUUCACUCCCCCAUCACAACUCUCUCAAAAAUACGUCAUCGUUCCCCUCAAGAUGCGUCUUGUCGCACUGGUCGCACUUCUCCGCUCAUUGCUCGCUCAGACACAAGGUCAAAAAGGUUCGAAAAUCAUCGUAUUCCUCAGCUGCACAGACUCCGUCGACUUUCACUGGCGCUUGCUAGGCGAUUCGUCGAUGGACGGUGAGAAGGCUGGAAAUGCAGAAUCCGAAGACGGGGCAGAUAGCAAGGCAGAUGAAUCUGUUGAGGAGGAGAAAGUAGAGGAAGAAAAUAAAAUUGCUGCACGGUCUCCGCUCCUUCCAGGUGCCUCAAUCUUCCGACUUCACGGUUCCCUUCCCACACCAAUCCGUCUCGCCUCUCUACGCGGAUUCUCAGCCAUUCCUUCCUCAAAGUCCAAAAAACCUGCACCCGCGUCGUCCAUUCUCCUCUGCACGUCCGUGGCAUCCCGUGGUCUCGACCUACCCCUCGUUCGCGCAGUCAUUCAAUACGACCUGCCAACUGAAGGCGGUGCGACCGAGUACGUGCACAGAGUGGGACGGACAGCACGUGCAGGAAAGGGCGGCGAAGCUUGGAGCAUCGUCGCACCCAGCGAAUCCGAAUGGGUUAAAUGGGUGGGAGUGAAGAUGAAGGGCGAUAUAACGGGAGAAAACUCCGACCACGACAAAGUCAACAUCACCCUCGAAGGAGCAAGCAUCGAAAACGUUUUGGCGAAGGGUUUUGGCGGAAAAGGCUCCGAGUACGAGGCGCGCGCGACAGAAGUGCAGCUUUCUUUCGAGCGGUGGGUUUUGCGGCGCAAAGAGAACGCUGAACUUGCUCGGAGGGCAUUUACCUCGCAUAUGAGAGCAUAUGCGACCCAUCCCUCGAACGAGAAGCAUAUCUUCCACGUUCGGCAUCUUCACAUCGAGCAACGGAUGCAAGAUGUCGUCCGUGCGCAAGGGCGGCUAUCGAGGAAGGGCGGCAAGAUGAUUAGCAGUGGGACUGAUGAAUUUCAGAUUCCAUCAGGCGCUGCCUUGAAUUCACUCGUUCAUGGCUAUUAACCAAGACGUCAUACUCUUUUUUAGGUUAUAAUAUUUUGAGAUGCUAUGUUACACUACAAAAUAGAUGUCAAGAUACAGUCUCGUCAAACGACUGCCGCUCAAGAGCAGAGAACUCGAAGUUGGAGUCCAACUAUAGAUACAAUACUUGUAGGAACUUGCAGACAACAUUUUUAUGAUAGGUGGUGAAUACAUAGUACCACAGGAUACUGCCUUUAUUUACAUACUGGUGGCGCUAAUCAAAAUCCUUCGCUGUAGAUCAAA